UCAGCCAUUCACAUUGACGCACCUCCAAUUCAUAGGGCGCCAGCUAUGGUUGGAGGCUAUCCAUAUGGCCCUGUUCAACCUUCGCGUGGAGACGAUGGUUGCUGCUCAGUUUGGUCCAGGUUUUUCAUGGUUGUCUUCUGCCUGCUGGCUUGCUUGAUGAUCGCUACAGCGGCUUUGUUACACUUCGCACCAGAAGAGAUGCGCGAUGCUCGUGGGUGGGCUACAAUGAACUACCAGACUCACUUGCAGCCGCAUGUGGAGGGCAUGGGCCAGCAUGCAGAAGCUGCCGGGCAGUGGGCACAUGGUGCAUAUCAGCAGCACCUGAAGGGGCACUUCAAUGCUGCAGGACAGUGGGUGGAGGAUACCUACCAGCAGCAUUUGCAAGGCCACGUGGAAGCAGCAGGGGGGCAUCUUAGCACCGCGGGCAACUGGGCCCAUAACGUGUACCAGCAGCACUUGCAGGGGCAUGUGGAUGCGGCCCAUUCCUGGGCAUCCGACGCCUACCAAACGCACCUGGCACCUCAUGUGAACGCAGUUCAUGGGUACUGGUCUGGAAAACAGCACGAUCAGAUUCAGCUUCCCUACGACUGCACCUACACAAGUGAAUGGAUGACAAAGUGGUCCGAUGCUCAUCAAGAAUGGUGUUGUGAGCAUCAUGACACUGGGUGUCCUUCCACAACGGUCACGACAACGAAGGGGAAGCAUUAUAUGUGGAUCUCGGUGCCCGUCCACCCGUCCAAGUACGAUUGUGCUGCUGGAGUGCAGAAGUGGCAGACAGGCUGGUCACACGGCAAGAAGGAAUGGUGCUGUAGCAACAAAGGGAUUGGCUGUGAGCACGGAGCUGGCGACAGCUUUGAUUGUGUUGCCGGAGGCGCCAACUCGGAGGAGGGCUGGUCCGACCGCAAGAAACUAUGGUGCUGUCUCCAUGAAGACCGUGGGUGCCCGAAAGCUAAGGCAGUGGCCGAAGUCUACAACUGCGAUGCUGGUUAUGAGAAUUGGCGCGAGGGUUGGUCAAUGUCUAAGAAGGAAUGGUGCUGCGAGAACCAUCAACGUGGUUGCCAAGGGGAUGACAUGGAGCACUUUGACUGCCGAAAGGAUUUAAAGAAUUGGCACCACUUUUGGUCUGGGCCAAAAAAGGCCUACUGCUGCAAGACCUACACUCUGGGUUGUCCUACUGGGUCUCCGGUCACGGCAGAAGCUCCAGUGGUCACUGAAGCUGCACCGGUGGUGACCGAAGCAGCUCCAGUGACAGUGAUACAUCACGUGGUGCAUCACGUGGUAGAACACGUGGUGCAGCAAGUUCCAGUGGUUGAACAGCAAGUUCCACUGGUUGAACAGCAAGUGCCAAUGGUUGAACAGCAAGUUCCAGUGGUUGAAACCACGGACGCAGCUGCUUAUGACUGUGAUGCUGGGCGCUCCAAUUGGAAGAGCGGCUGGUCUGAUGACAAGAAGGGUUGGUGUUGUAGCAACAGAAACGUGGGCUGCAGCUACGAUUGCCAGGAGGGUGCCAUGACAACCUAUCAGGAGAAAUCUUGGUGCUGUUGGCACCACCAAGUAGGUUGUGAUGAUGAGCACCACUCCUACGAUUGCUCCGCAGGCUUUGCGAAUUGGAGAGCCGGUUGGUCGGAGGGCAAGAAGUCUUGGUGCUGCGAUCACUACUCCAGAGGAUGUCAGUGAAGGAUUUGAGGUGAACAAAAUCAGGUCGCCUCAUGGGUGAGCGCAUUCCCAAACCUCGGGGAUGCAAUUGAAAUAAUGUGAUGCUUCAUUUUCCCGAUCGAACGUGGCUGCAGCCUGGCAGAGUGAAAGCCUUUGCAGCUGGCCAUGUUGCCGACAGAUGAGCUAUCCAUUGCGCACAAUGGCGCGCUAAAAGCGCAAUGAAGGGAUCAAGUCUUGCUAGUUGCAUAUCAUAUAGCAACGGUGUAGAUACCCCUGUUU
Molecule: messenger RNA, 1935 nt
Organism: Durusdinium trenchii
Lineage: Eukaryota; Dinophyceae; Suessiales; Symbiodiniaceae
Source: the annotation of a GenBank genome assembly